Molecule: messenger RNA, 1034 nt
Organism: Cucurbitaria berberidis CBS 394.84
Lineage: Eukaryota; Fungi; Ascomycota; Dothideomycetes; Pleosporales; Cucurbitariaceae
Exons: 1
Coding region: 362-1003 (213 amino acids)
Source: RefSeq, a predicted model, not a curated record
CUCUUUUUCCUUCCGUGUCACGCUUCACUCGUUCAAGCCCCGUUGUCACCUAACAUCAUGUACGACGGUUUGCCUUAUUUCAAACAUCUCUAGAGCUGAUAAAGCUCUCGAAGCCAGAUCAUUUGUUAAUAUGGAAUCCGCUCUCUUGACCCACCAUGGGUGUGAUACUAUUGCUAUUGCUUCAGUGUCAUCUGAGCAAUAUUGCUCCAGAUUUGCCUAUAUACCUAGAAUAUGCACGUCUGGCCGAAACGGCGUAAGUCUGCUUUGAAGCACGAGGAAAAUGAAUGACUGGAUUUGGAUGGCAUAGUGACUUUCGUAUCCUGGGGUCAGCCUGGCCAGAUAAUCCUCCUCCGUGCUCACGAUGGUUGUACAGGGUAAUGCCACUUGUUUACUCUACAUCUUCCACGGCCGCGAGGCAAGACGCCAACGCAACACGAGUCUAUUUACGGAACUACCAAGUCGCUUUGUGAAACUGGGUGAAAAAAGGUUGAUGCGUCCUCAUCUCGUCAUUUUUCGGAUGUUACUGAGCAUAUUAUGUUUCCGACACUGCAUCGAGCUUGUUCGGAAAAAUCGACACCUACCUUCUGGUGACAGCACGCAUAAGUUGUUGGGCAUCACAAAAAGGCAGCAGAGGGCUUCUCCGCGCUAUCAGGUCAGUGGAAAUGUGGUACCAAGUUUAAUGACUUACAAGGAUGUCGGGUUUUCCGUGCGUUGCAUUUCAGAACAUUUGAUUGCGACUUUGUCAACGUUUCCAGGACUGAGUUCGAAAAUCUUCGCGUCCAUUCAAUGGACAUUGCCUCAAUGCACGGGACUGUAUAAAGCUUCGCCAGGGAUUACGUCUUACCCUAGUGUUUCCGGGUCUCGCUCAUACAUCGCAAAAAUCGUCCGCUAUGUACAUGUAACGAAAUACAGCGGGGCGGUCAGAUCCCAGAUGAAUCACCUGUAUCUGGUUCUGGAAAGCCGCAAUAAGCUGGUAUCUUCAAGUUGCCACUUCCUAAUCUGAAUUUAAAGUCAAGAAGUGGAGUACUAUCUGU